Molecule: messenger RNA, 1056 nt
Organism: Rhipicephalus sanguineus (brown dog tick)
Lineage: Eukaryota; Metazoa; Arthropoda; Arachnida; Ixodida; Ixodidae
Exons: 1
Coding region: 1-1056 (351 amino acids)
Molecular function (GO): zinc ion binding; nucleic acid binding
Source: RefSeq, a predicted model, not a curated record
AUGGAGGCGUCCGCUCGGACAACAGUGAUCGUGGACAACGAAAUGCGCGUUCAAGUUCAAGGAGAAGAAAUAACACCAGAGGAGUACCACAACGAGGCCGGAUGGACGCUCGCGGGGGAGCGUAUGUCGAGGCUGCGCCGGCGGGCCCCCGCCAGUGGCAUGCCCGACGGAUCCGGCGGGAGUCAAGCAAGCCCGAAAUCGAAAUUCAACAAAAACGUGAGAGCCUCGGUCAUCAAGGCCGCACGCAUGCCAGCCAUGCCGCUGGAAGAGAGCAAGAUAGUCGUCAGACCCAGAGGGGGACUGGACAUCGUCAAGACCGGCACCACCACCGUCGCCACGGCCAUACUCGCCGCGGCCAAGAUCACGAGCGAGGAAAGCGCGGCGGACACCAUCUGCCCCAACACGCAACAGAAUAUUAUGGUCGUCAGUACACCGAACGAAAACAACGCAGCAAGGUACGCUACAAUCCAUGAAAUCUCUAUUCAAGGCAAACUCUACGAAGUCAGCGCAUAUCGCACGGCACCUCACGACACCGUAAAAGGCGUCAUCAAAGGCAUCCCCACCGACGCGAACGCCGAAGAGCUCGAUAGAAAUAUUGUCAACGAGAGGAACCCACUAGCAGUGGGCGCAAAGAGGAUCGGCAGCACGACCUCCGCGAUCGUGGUGUUCCAGGGACCCAAGGUACCGAACUUCGUCCGAUACGGAGUCACCCUGAUACCUUGCCACCUCUACAGGAAACAGAUCGACGUUUGCCACCAGUGCGGCCGAGUGGGACACCGUAAGGACGUGUGCCCGACACCCACAAUCAAGACGUGCCUGGCCUGCGGGCUCGCGAACCCCAAGGAAGACCAUAGCUGUACCCCAAAAUGUAAGCUGUGCGGGGGCGAACACUCGACCGGAGGCCGCGAGAGAUGUCGUGUCUGUUCGGCGCUUCGCGCUGAGCAGACGCGGCACCCUUGUCCGGGUAGGACCGUUCGCUCAAAACAAAAAAAUCCCGCUCUGCAACCCAGGGCGGGACCCUUACCGGAGCGGACGUACUGGAUGAUGAGGGGUUGA